This is a messenger RNA of Salmo salar (Atlantic salmon), 2779 nucleotides long. It is a transcript of the gene tmem147, whose product is annotated as transmembrane protein 147. NCBI's taxonomy places the organism in Eukaryota, Metazoa, Chordata, Actinopteri, Salmoniformes, Salmonidae. The record is from RefSeq and is a predicted model, not a curated record.
GGUGUAAGGCUAUGGGACUGACAGUUUCUCAGUCAAGUGUCAACUCUCCAUCAAGGACAUGUGCAAAUGCAUGCUGAAAGCUAUCUGGAAGUCCACUAUUACAAUGUAUUUAAUGCUGCCCUAACGGGAAUCGCAGGAGACAUCUAGUGGCAAAUAUUGUAUACAAUAAGGUAAAUCAAAUGACACGUGGUAUAUUUUCUGCAUUCAACACUGUUCACAUGGAAAAACCACAACACCCAUUAUUUUGUGAUGUCAUUAUAGCAUGGUUGUAAAAUCUUUAUAUUAAUUUGAAUGUAGCCUAGACUACUGCACAUUGGAUGCCUGAAUGACCAUAAUGAGCUUUAAAGGUCCAAUGUAGUCAUAUCUCAAUAUCAAAUCAUUUCUGGUUAACAAUUAAGUACCUUACUGUGAUUGUUUUCAAUUAAAAUGGUCAAAAAUAACGUUUCUUAGCAAGAGCAGACCAAAACGUCAUCCCACCAAAAGAGGUUGACAUUUCAGGCUGUCUUUUCAAACAGCUCUUACACUAAAAGGGCAUUAUCAUAAUUUGACAGUUUUCAGAGUACUAUUACAAGCUCAUAGUUUGGAAAUAUUUUUCAAACAGACAAUCACGUUUUUGACUACUGGGCCUUUAUUAACUAAAUGACGUUAGACUACUACAUAUAGUGUAGCCCUGCUGCCACCUGAUGGCGCUAUUAUUCUUAACGUCGUUUGUCAGUGGAGAAUAGCGCCUACUAGCGGAUGUUCAGGCUUGCUAUAGUGCUGCAAAUAUCCUUAAGCUUAUAAAUUGUCAUUAUUUGUCAUGUCAACGACGAUGCAUGAACUAUUUACUCGUUGCAUGAACAACAGAAACCACCGAGUUUUUAAACCUUUUCAUACUAAACAAUAUUUGCAGAAACUGCCGAAGUCCUGCCCUGCGGUUAACCAUGGUGACUCCGUUCUGUCGUUCCGUCCAUUUGUUUUAUAGGACCCUCUUUGAGUACCUGUCCUAAAACGCUAGCAAACGAGCGGAACGAUAGGAUCGGAGACAUCAAGGGAUAGCGGAAUCAUUUAAAGGUAGGACUUUGGUAGUUUCCGACUCGUCACUAGUUACCACAGCCACACAGUUAUUAAUCCCGCCUAUUUCUACAAUGUAUAUUCUUAAAAUCUGAUUUGGAACCUUACUCAAUCCACACUGCUAAUCGUAUGCCUAACCCUAAAUUAAUACCAAAACGCACAUUUUUGAUUUUAUGAAUUUUCUACGAUACAGCCAAUUUUGACAUUGUGGCUGUCGUAAAUAGUGGAAAACUAGUUUCCGUCCUUCAUCCAACGAGUUAGCAAACCAGCAUUAGCAUCUCAAUAAUCCCUCGGUCAACCUGAGUAAAUACAGACUCGUUGGAGAAUUCGCCAGUGUUGGACUGACUCCCUGGCAAUAUGACGCUAUUUCAUUUCGGGAAUUGCUUUGCCUUGGCUUAUUUCCCCUACUUUAUCACCUACAAGUGCAGUGGACUCUAGUCACCCUUAUUGGGCUCCCGAGUGGCGCAGCGGUCUAAGGCACGGCAUCUCAGUGCAAGAGGUGUCACUACAGUCCCUGUUUCGAAUCCAGGCUGUAUCAUAUCCGGCCGUGAUUGGGUGUCCCAUAGGGCGGCGCAUAAUUGGGCCAGCGUCGUCCGGGAUCAGAAUACAAUGCAUUCUGGAGAUGUGUUCAAGCAGGAGCUACCUACCUAUGUGUGCAACUAUGCAAGAUGCUAUUUCUAGCCACAUUCUUCCCCACAUGGGAGGGAGGAGCUGGUGUGUAUGACUUUGUUGGUGAGUUUAUGAAGGCUACGGUGGACCUAGCUGACCUUCUGGGCCUGCAUCUGGUCAUGUCCAGGAACGCAGGGAAGGGAGAGUACAAGAUCAUGGUGGCAGCGAUGGGAUGGGCCACAGCAGAGCUCAUUAUGUCAAGGUGUAUACCUCUGUGGGUGGGUGCCAGAGGCAUUGAGUUUGACUGGAAGUACGUACAGAUGAGCUUCGACUCCAACAUCAGCCUGGUGCACUAUAUCGCCAUGGCAGCAGGGGUGUGGAUGUUCACGCGGUACGACCUCCCGAAGAGCUUCCGUCUUCCUGUGACUGUACUGCUAGGGCUGUGUGUAUACAAGGCCUUCCUCAUGGAGUUGUUUGUCCACGUGUUCCUGCUGGGGAGCUGGACAGUCCUCCUGGUGAAGGCGGUGCUCACUGGAUCUAUCUCCCUCUGUUCUCUCUUCCUCUUCGUCACACUGGUGCACAGCAACUGAGACCGGCUGCGACCCCAAACAAAGAGGGUCUUUAACACACACACAGGGCCUUUCAACCAGACUUUGCCUGUAAAGAUUAAUUUUGUAUCGCUCAGAAAGAGGGCAGGAAUGUGAGCAUUCAUGAUUUGACUUUUUUUAAUGUUAUGAUACUACUUUUUUAUGUAUGAUUUAUUAUUGUGCUGAAUUAGUACGGUAGAUUGAGUAUUUAUAACAAGUGGAUGAAAGUGGAUGCCUCUUAAGCGUUGUAGUACAGUUACUAAACUACUUUGACAUCUAAGCUGAUGGUACAAUACUGUUGUUACUCUGUGUGCUCACCUGCAUUACUGUAGAUAUGAAAGAGAUUUAACUUAAUCUCAUUCGACAUGAUGAAAUACAAAUGUUGGUGCACUUGUCACAUGACUGAAGCAGCAUAAUGGCGUACUUAUGUUGUCGUAAGACUACGUAAAACAUGGUAGCAGCGGGUUAUCCUACUCUAUGGAAACUUAGUGAGGUGUGAAUGAAUGGCCAAUAAAUGACUUAAUAUGCUA